Mustela lutreola (European mink) is the source of this 5321-nucleotide messenger RNA. RefSeq names its product mitogen-activated protein kinase 1 (gene MAPK1). The transcript is spliced from 9 exons. Gene Ontology annotation, molecular function: MAP kinase activity; ATP binding. The coding region runs from base 238 to 1320 and encodes 360 amino acids. Gene Ontology annotation, biological process: protein phosphorylation; intracellular signal transduction. Lineage: Eukaryota; Metazoa; Chordata; Mammalia; Carnivora; Mustelidae. The record is from RefSeq and is a predicted model, not a curated record. Gene Ontology annotation, cellular component: cytoplasm; nucleus.
CGCCCCUCCCUCCGCCCGCUGGCCCGUCCGUCAGUCAGUCAGGCAGGCAGUCGGUCCGAGUGGUGGUGUCCUCUCCUGCUUUUCUAAGCGGUUCCGCCCUUGCUCCUUCCCGGUCGGCAUCGGCAGCUGCCCUCGCAGCGGCGCGGUCCCUCCGGGAGGCGCGGCGUGGGCCGAGCGGCGGCUGCAGAGCGUCGAGCCCUUCGCGGCGGAGGCGGCGGCGGCGGCCCGGCAGCCAACAUGGCGGCGGCGGCGGCGGCGGGCGCGGGCCCGGAGAUGGUCCGCGGGCAGGUGUUCGAUGUGGGGCCGCGCUACACCAACCUCUCGUACAUCGGCGAGGGCGCCUACGGCAUGGUGUGCUCUGCUUAUGAUAAUGUCAACAAAGUUCGAGUAGCUAUCAAGAAAAUCAGUCCUUUUGAACACCAAACCUACUGCCAGAGAACCCUGAGGGAGAUAAAAAUCUUACUGCGCUUCAGACAUGAGAACAUCAUUGGAAUCAAUGACAUUAUUCGAGCACCAACCAUUGAGCAAAUGAAAGAUGUAUAUAUAGUACAGGACCUCAUGGAAACAGAUCUCUACAAGCUCUUGAAGACGCAACACCUCAGCAACGACCAUAUCUGCUAUUUUCUUUACCAGAUCCUCAGAGGGUUAAAAUAUAUCCAUUCAGCUAAUGUACUGCAUCGUGACCUCAAACCUUCCAACCUGCUGCUCAACACCACCUGCGAUCUCAAGAUCUGUGACUUUGGCUUGGCCCGUGUUGCAGAUCCAGACCAUGAUCACACAGGGUUCCUGACGGAGUAUGUAGCCACACGUUGGUACAGGGCUCCAGAAAUCAUGUUGAAUUCCAAGGGCUAUACCAAGUCCAUUGAUAUUUGGUCUGUAGGCUGCAUUCUGGCAGAGAUGCUGUCCAACAGGCCCAUCUUCCCUGGGAAGCAUUAUCUCGACCAGCUGAACCACAUUCUGGGUAUUCUUGGAUCCCCAUCACAGGAAGACCUGAACUGUAUAAUAAAUUUAAAAGCUAGAAACUACUUGCUUUCUCUUCCACACAAAAAUAAGGUGCCAUGGAACAGGCUGUUCCCAAAUGCUGAUUCCAAAGCUCUGGAUUUACUGGACAAAAUGUUGACAUUCAACCCUCACAAGAGGAUUGAAGUAGAACAGGCUCUGGCCCAUCCGUAUCUGGAGCAGUAUUAUGACCCAAGCGAUGAGCCCAUUGCCGAGGCGCCAUUCAAGUUUGACAUGGAGCUGGACGACCUGCCCAAGGAAAAGCUCAAAGAGCUCAUCUUCGAAGAGACAGCUAGAUUCCAGCCGGGAUACAGAUCUUAAAUUUGUCAGGACAAGGGCUCAGAGGACUGGACAUGCUCAGACAUCGGUGUUGUUCUUCCCAGUUCUUGACCCCGGUCCUGUCUCCAGCCCGUCUCGGCUUACCCACCUUGACUCCUUUGAGCCGUUCGGAGGGGCGGUUUCUGGUAGUUGUGGCUUUUAUGCUUUCAAAGAAUUCCUUCAGUCCAGAGAACUGUUCCUGGCAUCCCUGUGUGUGUCACCCACUGGUGACCUGUGGCAGUAUGUACUUUCAGUGCACCUACUGCUUACCGUUGCUUUAGUCACUAAUCGCUUUCUGGUUUGAAAGAUGCAGUGGUUCCUCCCUCUCCUGAAUCCUUAUGUGCCGCCCUGCUGACCCAUGCAGUCACACCAGAGAUAGUUCUUUCCAAAUUGGCUCUCGUCACUGGCCUCUCACUUUAUGAUAGGGAAGGCUACUACCUAGGGCACUUUAAGUCAGUGACAGCCCUUUAUUUGCACUUCACCUUUUCACCAUCAGCGUUUCCCCGGAGCAGGAGCAUGUGGAAACACCUGGGAUGUCUUUGCAGCCUGCAGCAGGUGCUCCCAUCUCGGGAACCUUUGGGGGCACUUGCCCGUGUCUUUCCUCAUAUCAUGUUAGUCACUAGCAUAUUUAAGGUUUGUGCUGUUUGCCCAGCUUUUAGAAAACUCAUUUUUCUAAAUAAAAGAAAGAAGUACUGCACCCAGCAACUUCACUGUCUAGAUUUACUGUGGUUUCUCACACUAUUCAUAGAGGUAAAACACUCACCCAGAUGUGUUAUCUGCAGUACUGUUUGCAAGGCUUACACAGAAAGAUUGAAAGUGGCAGCUGCACUCGGGAUUUAGUGAGAGAUGGACACUGGAGCAGGGCACUAAGGAAGGCGUGUGGAGAAGCAGCCCGCAGGCCAGCUGGAUGUCAGGGCAGAGCUGCACACGCAGGGGUACACAUGCCCCCAAGCUCCUUCACACGGCGUGCCACGUUCAGUGUAGCCACGUCCAAUGCCUCAGGAUUUAGCAGAGAGGAGCCCUGCGUCUUUAAAUAAGAAAGUGUACAAUUCUUUUUCCUCCUCCAGCAUGUCAGCAUCUCAAGUUCAUUUUUCAACCUACGAUAUAACAAUUUGUAAUAAAGCCUUCAUGAGCUCAUGACAUGAAGCACUGUUCUGUCAUCAAGUACUCUCCAAUGUUUCUGAUACAGCUGAGCUAAGACCAUGAGAAAAAGCUAGCACUAAGUCAUGUUUGGAGCUCUAGCCCAUAUUAUCCUGAUCUCUUUAAGUAUUUGUUCCUGCCACUGCAUACUGUGGCGUUGACUUGGUGUUCUGUCCCAGUGCGGUGCCUCCUCUUUACUCCCCCACUGCUCUCUGUGGUGAGAAAUUUGCCUUGUUCAAUAAUUACUGUACCCUCGCAUGACUGUUACAGCUUUCUGUGCAGAGAUGACUGUCCAAGUGCCACAUGCCUAUGAUUGAAACGAAAAAUUUAUUGUUACCUCUGAGUUUGUGUCCCACGGAAAUGCUAUCCAGCAGAUCACUUAGGAAAACUAAUUCUAUUUUUAGCUUUUCAUUUCUCAGCUGUCCUUUUUUUCUCGUUUGGUUUUUGACAGCAAUGGAGAAUGGGUUAUAUAAAGACUGCCUGCUAAUAUGAACAGAAAUGCACUUGUAAUUCAUGAAAAUAAAUGUACAUCUUCGAUCUUCAUAUUCAUGUUAAUAUUCAGUGUCGAUUUCCUCUGGAUCAGCGUGUCCAAAUGGACAGUCCGCUCCACUCUGUGCUUGGAGCAGAAAUGCUUGGGGGCCUCCUCUUUCCACCCAGGGAACUGCCCCAACACUGGUUUAUAUAAAAUGAUUUAGAGGGCAUUUCUGGUUUCCCUUUGCAUAGCAGAGAAUCGACUCUCUGACAUGUUCCUUUACUCAAAUCAUAGGUCUAAAAUAAUAUGUCAAACUAUGGUGAAGACGCCCAAACGUCAGGUUGCAUUCUCUGGUUCUCGUGUGCCCCAGAAAUGCUGCUGGGCACCAUCUGAGUGCUGGGAAGGACUGCCCAGUAUCACUUGGCCCACACCAACCGGCCAGGGUGCUGAUGUUCACACCUCACAGGUGAACAAAGGACGGCUGACGCAGCCUCAGAGAUCAGAACCACAUCUAGAUUCUUGCCCUAAAGUACGUGAUUUUCAUCUCCGUGCUCAGAGCUGCCAUGUAAAGGUCUGCACGGCAUUGAUAGGAUAGAGGUUUGACUGUUACUUGAUAUAUUGGUGAGUCAGUUUUCAUUUUCAAAGAAGCAUUGACAGUUUUCUUACUCUUAUUUCUUUGUCCUUUUUAAAUGGAAUGUUAGUAUUAUGAGGUUAAUCUGCAGUCCUCUAAAUAGAAAGCCAUAGCCUUGGUUACUAAAUACCUGGGGACUGCAGGCUGUUCCAUCCCCCUCGCUGGUACUGUGGAGUCAGAUUGGCAUGAAACCACUAACUGCAUUCUAGAAUCACUGUAGUCAUAAGUUGUGUGCUUCUUAUUAAUCAUGCCAAACUUGGUUUAACAGGUCAGAGAAUUGUCAUAAUCAAGGUACCUGUGAAAAGUACUAGCUAUUAUGUGUGAUAGGCUUGUCAUUUGGAAUCUUCUUCCAUCUCUAAAAAUGUACUGCUUAGAUCAUCCAGAUUCCUUAUUGGUGAUACUGAAUGCCUCCAUUUUUAGUAUGCUCAGAUAAGCUUUCAGACUAAUGGCUUUUUUGGUGUCUAAAAAGUAAGCAAAAAACUCCUAUUGAAACAUUCCAGUCUUUUCAUUUAGUGUGAAACAAAAUACCUAACGAAGCCAGUGGAAUGGAUUUGAGAGAACUCAUGACGACUCUGUGCUGACACAAGUCUUCAAAGCUGAGGGAGACACGCAGACCAUUUUGAUGCAUGGGUAGAAGAAUACCAUUGUGUUUGUGUGCAGUACACAGUGCGUGGUGUGUUCACAGUCUGUCCUGCUGCUGCAGGCAUAGGUGAUGGGUGUGCAGGGUCCUGCUGGCUUUUGGAGCCACACGUGGCUCAUCACUGGUUGUGUCUAAGUAAAGAGUCACACAUGUAUGCUGCCCACACCGCAUGCCACAUAACGUUCAAACCAUUUAGAGGAGACUAUUUGACCUUUAUUUGCUUAUAUGUUAAUACGGUUUUUAAAUUGGUAACUUUUAUAUAGUAUGGUAACAGUAUGUUAAUACACACAUAUGCACACAUGCUUUGGGUCCUUCCAUAAUACUUUUAUAUUUGUAAAUGUUUUGGAGCAAUCCCAAGUUUAAGGGAAAUAUUUUUGUAAAUGUAGUGGUUUUGAAAAUCUGAGCAAUCCUUUUUGCUUAUACAUUUUUAAAGCAUUUGUGCUUUAAAAUUGUCAUGCUGGUGUUUGAAAUAUGAUACUCGUAUAGUGCAGAUGAGAAGCAUGUAACAGUAGAUCUGUGGUCUCUCUCACUGUAAGCCAGUUCGGCAUCAUGGAUCGGAAAUGACUGGGAAUCCAGAGGGAAUUCUCUAGGGUUGCACCAGGUUUACCUAAAGCUUGUUGCCUUUUUUGUGCCGUUCAUCCGUGUAGAGCACUCGAGAAAGUUCUGAAACUGCUUUGUAUCUGCUUUGUACUGUUGGUGCCUUCUUGGUAUUGUACCCCAAAACUCUGCAUAGAUUAUUUAGUAUAAUGGUAAGUUAAAAACAAAUGUUAAAGGAAGAUUUUAUUAAGAAUCUGAAUGUUUAUUCAUUAUAUUGUUACAGUUUAACAUUUAUUUGUGGUAUUUGUGAUUUGGUUAAUCUGUAUAAAAAUUGUAAGUAGAAAGGUUUAUAUUUCAUCUUAAUUCUUUUGAUGUUGUAAACGUACUUUUUAAAAGAUGGAUUAUUUGAAUGUUUAUGGCACCUGACUUGUAAAAAAAAAAAACUACAAAAAAAAAUUAGAAUCAUUAAAUUGUGUCCCUGUGUUACCAAAAUAACAUAGUACUGCGCAUGUAUAGCUUAAUUGGAAUUUCAUAUGUGAACAUAAGAAGUCGUCUAAUCCUUUAUUACAGUGCUUCCCAAAUGA